AUGGCGCUGGCUUUCGAUGAGUAUGGCCGGCCGUUCAUCAUUUUGAGAGAGCAGGAUCAGAAGACUCGUCUUAAAGGCAUCGAUGCUCAGAAGGCCAACAUUGCCGCCGGAAAAGCUGUGGCUCGGAUCCUCCGCUCCUCUCUCGGUCCAAAGGGCAUGGACAAAAUGCUUCAAGGACCCGACGGAGACGUCACCAUCACAAACGACGGUGCAACGAUCUUGGAGCAGAUGGAUGUGGACAAUCAGAUUGCUAAAUUGAUGGUAGAGCUAUCCAGGAGCCAGGACUAUGAGAUCGGCGAUGGCACAACAGGUGUUGUUGUCGUCGCUGGUGCGCUUCUCGAGCAGGCUGAACGUCAAUUGGAUAGAGGGAUCCAUCCAAUUCGUAUCGCUGAAGGAUACGAAAUGGCUUCUAGAGUCGCUGUUGAGCACUUGGAGCGAAUCUCUCAGAAGUUUGAGUUCGAUGCUGAUAACUUCGAGUCUCUUGUUCAAACUUGCAUGACUACUCUAUCCUCAAAGAUUGUGAAUCGAUGUAAGCGCAGUUUAGCUGAAAUUGCUGUGAAGGCUGUUCUUGCCGUUGCUGAUUUAGAGAGGAAAGAUGUUAAUUUGGAUUUGAUUAAGGUAGAAGGGAAAGUUGGCGGUAAGCUUGAGGACACUGAGCUUAUAUAUGGGAUUUUGGUCGACAAAGACAUGAGCCAUCCGCAAAUGCCAAAGCAAAUCGCAGAUGCCAACAUUGCUAUCUUGACUUGCCCCUUUGAGCCACCGAAGCCGAAGACAAAGCAUAAGGUGGACAUUGACACAGUGGAGAAGUUUGAGACUUUGCGCAAGCAAGAACAGCAGUAUUUUGACGAGAUGGUGCAAAAGUGCAAGGAUGUUGGUGCUACACUGGUUAUUUGUCAAUGGGGUUUCGAUGAUGAGGCAAAUCAUCUACUGAUGCACAGGAACUUACCAGCUGUCAGAUGGGUUGGGGGUGUUGAGUUAGAGCUUAUCGCCAUUGCCACGGGUGGGAGAAUUGUUCCGAGAUUCCAGGAGUUGACCCCAGAGAAGUUAGGGAAGGCUGGUUUGGUUCGCGAGAAGUCAUUUGGCACAACGAAAGAACGAAUGCUGUAUAUUGAGCAUUGUGCAAAUUCAAAAGCUGUUACCAUAUUCAUUCGUGGAGGUAACAAAAUGAUGAUCGAAGAAACAAAACGCAGUAUCCACGAUGCUUUGUGCGUGGCACGGAAUCUCAUCCGCAGCAAUUCAAUCGUCUAUGGUGGUGGUGCAGCUGAGAUUGCCUGCUCACUUGCUGUUGACGCAGCUGCUGAUAAAUACCCUGGUGUUGAACAGUAUGCAAUUAGGGCGUUCGCAGAAGCCUUGGACUCUGUCCCUAUGGCUCUUGCAGAGAACAGUGGGUUGCAGCCCAUCGAGACACUCUCAGCUGUAAAAUCUCAGCAAAUUAAGGAGAACAUUCCAUUCUACGGGAUAGAUUGCAACGACGUAGGAACAAACGAUAUGAGAGAGCAAAACGUGUUCGAAACGCUGAUAGGGAAGCAGCAGCAGAUCUUGCUUGCAACACAAGUAGUUAAGAUGAUUCUCAAGAUCGAUGACGUUAUCUCCCCAUCUGAAUUCUGA
This is a messenger RNA of Thlaspi arvense, 1608 nucleotides long. Lineage: Eukaryota; Viridiplantae; Streptophyta; Magnoliopsida; Brassicales; Brassicaceae. The record is from the annotation of a GenBank genome assembly.